AUGACACAUUUAUCCUCAGGUCUUAAGAAGCAGUGCUUUGAAGAGUUGGGCUGUUUUUCCACCCAAUCGUUUGUGGAAGAAGUGAAAAAACUGUUAACUUCAGGCGAUGUGGUCUCUACAAUCAAGUCGGCCACCGCUCUCAAGCAAAUCCUAUCUAUAUGUCCCAUACAUCCCGAGGCAAUGAACGCCUCACUACUAUUAUUUACGCCAACAUCUAAUAAAACUCAAUGGUUUAACGCGUACAAGACAGACAUGGAUCAGUUUAAGGCCAGCGAUUACUCGCCGCAAAGACCCACCGCUUUCAUAGUACACGGAUAUACCGAUUACUACGAGGAAUGCGAUGGCCAGGGAAUGUGCGCCUGGAUGGCUAACAUCAAGAACUAUUUUCUAUCCCAAAAAUACAACGUGAUAGCCGUGGACUGGAAAUCUCCGGCCUCUUCUAUCAAUUACUUCAAUUCGGCGUUCAAUACACAGAUUCCCGUGGCUAGGGAUACUAUAUGUAGACCACCCAGUGUCAGACCCGCGUUUGGACACAUCACUGGCUUAGAUCCGGCCGGACCUGGAUUUACGGGCAAAAGACUGGACCCGGAAGACGCCAAUCUGGUCACUGUUAUUCACACGAGCGCUGGUGUCACCAAGAACACUAAUCCGUUUUCGGGCGAAAACCCUCUGGAAUCGGUUCAGUUGUUUGGUUUCCUCGGCUGUAGUGAUUAUUUGGCUCACUUUGACUUCUGGCCAAACGGGGGCAGUGGUCAGCGCGGCUGCGAAAAGAUAUCGGCCGAGUUUCUUAACGAGAUCGCGACCUCAGGAUUCAAUGCGUUGGCCCAAAAGGCCAAAUGUGAUCACUCGAGAGCCACAGAAUUGCCAACAUAUGAAUUAGAAGAGCGACAACCGGACAGUUGCCAAAUGAUUGGCUACCAGUGCGAGAGUUACGGCGAUUUUAGCGCCGGGAAGUGCGCCGAUUGUGGCCCCGAUAGUGAACUGUGCCGUCCGAUGGAGUUUUGGCCAGAAUAUUGGCCCAAACGUAUCAAUACGCCCACAAAGUUAUCACUAAACCAGUUAUAUCUGUUGACUGCCUCAAAGGAUCCCUAUUGUCUUUUUCACUAUCAGAUUGUGAUACUGAUGGAGGAAACAUCAGUGGCCGGCACUUUCACCCUUAACCUCAAAACUGUUAAACCAACUGUUGCUGAGAUUGAGAGCGAUUUGUUUGGCUUUAAGUCGGGCCAGAAUUAUACCUAUUUAUACACAGAUAGUCAACAUUUGGGACAAAUAGCCGAAGUAAUGGUCAGUUUUGAAGAGAAUAUCGCCGGACAAUUCCAUAAACAUCCCGAGCAUGCGAUUAGCACAGGAAAAAAUAUGAUAUUUGACAUCAAAAUCAUCACAUUCUUCGCGAUCGCCAUUAAGGGAAUCGCUGGCGUAUACGAAACUGAAGAAUGUAAGAGUGACCACUGUUUUGAAGACGUCGGCUGUUUUAAUAGCCGGCAAUUUUUGGACGAAAUCGACAAAUACGCGCAUUUCAUACGAAAAGCGGCAAAUCUGGUUCACUCGGACGCCUUCUCAAAGCUAAACAACGACUUCAUGAUAUGUCCGGCCGACCCGACCCACGCCGACGUCCACUUUCGACUCUAUACACCCAACUCAACACAGAAUGUGAUCCUUACGUACAAAGCGGACACUAAUGUACUCGAGAACUCGGGCUUUGAUCCCGAACUGAAGACACUGUUUGUAGUGCACGGAUAUGUAGACAAGUAUAGGGGUUGCGAUGACUACCAGGAAUGUCAUUGGAUGGAAAGAAUCAAGAAUUACUUCAUUUCACACGAUUAUAACGUGGUGGCAGUGGACUGGAGCAAAGUGGGCAGUUCACCCAACUACUUUAACUCGGCGUUUAAUACGCGAGUGAUUGGCGCUAUGAUCGCCACAUUCAUCCGACGUCUGGUCGAUGUGUUUCACUAUAAGCCGAAACAAGUGGAACUGAUGGGACACAGUCUGGGCGGCCAAUUGGUCGGCUUUGUGGGCAAACAUUUCAACGAAACGGGCCAUAAGAUAGGCAUGAUUUCGGGUCUGGAUCCGGCCGGACCCGGCUUUGACACACAACAUCUCGAGCCAACUGACGCUGAAUUAGUGAUCGCUGUCCACACGAGUGCCGGCAUUUUAAAAUCACGUAACGGACAGCCCGGUUGCGAAGAGAGUCUAGAUGCUUUUAAGGCUAUAACCGGGGGUUUACUCGCAUUUGGCAAUCGUAUGGCGUGUUCACACAUGAGGGCCACUGAAUUGCCGAUCGCUGAACGCUUAUUAAGAGACAAUACAAACCACACGCCAGAGCAGGAAGAGUGCCAAUGGGUUGGCUAUCAAUGCAAGAGUUAUAUAAACUUUCAGGAGGGCUUGUGCUCGGAUUGCGGCGAUGAUGGUAAAAAGUGCAAACUUAUUGAGUAUUUGCCCGAGUUUUGGCUUAAACCCGAUAAUUUGGUUGACGUACAGGAAAAUUACCCCCAAAAUUUAUAUAUGCUAACCUCUGGCACACCUCCCUAUUGUGUGUUUCACUAUAUGAUCGAGUUGAAAAUGGACGACACCGUCAAAUAUGAGGGUAAAAUUGAGUUCAAACUGAAUGGCACACAAAUGGUGACAUUUAAGAGAAAAUUUUACGCCUAUCCCAACACAACCACAUAUAACUUCUUGUACACCAGUCAACAACAUUUGGGACAAAUCACUGAAAUUGAUAUCCAAUACGAAACAACACUUAUCGGUGAUUUAGUUAAGGCUUCGCAGAUAUUAAAUCCGUUUACAUUUCUCAAUGAGAUUAAGAAAGAAGACAUCAAUAUCUCAAACAUUUCUGUCAUUUUUAUGAGUAAUAUCGAUAAAAGCGUUCGAGACGGCUAUUCAUCACAUCUGGUGCCAAACCCAAGCAAAAAGUCUGAAGGAGGGUAUCAUUUCAUUGUGGAUAAUAGUAGUAAAAGUGGUAAAAGUGGAAAAAGUCUGAAGAGGCACUGUUACAAAGACGUGGGCUGUUUCCAGAGCGGGGCAUUCAUACGAGAUAUGGGCAAAUACGUGCCACACGCGCGGCCCAUCAUCAACGCCAUGAAGGACAACAAAUUCCGUGUCGUGAACAACGAGUUCAUGAUAUGCCCCGUGAAUCCGGAACACGCGGACGUCGAGUUUAUCAUGUUCACACCCGAAGCGGUCAACAAUAGUAUUAAGUUCACAUACAAUCCCAGCAAUCAGUCGCUGUUGGGCUCAUCAUUUUCGCCCGACAGGAAGACACUAUUCCUCGUCCACGGCUUUAUCGACGGGUAUAAGGGUUGCGACGAUUACGGCAGUUGUCACUGGAUGUCUAGAAUAAAAGACUACUUUGUGCGAUACAACUACAACGUGGUGGCCAUCGACUGGCAUAAAGUGGGCGUUUCGGUCAACUAUAUGUACUCGGCGUACAACGUGCGAGUCGUGGGCGCAAUGGUCGCCAACUUUAUCCGCCGAAUCUCAGCCGUCUAUAAUUACCCGCUCAGCAAAGUUGAAGUGAUGGGUCACAGUCUGGGCGGACAAAUGGUCGGCUUUGUGGGCAAACAAUUCCCGGGGCCCGAGAAGAUCGGCCUAAUCAUGUCGCUGGAUCCGGCCGGACCCGGCUAUGACAAAGUCAGCAUCGAACCGACCGAUGCCGACUUUGUAGUCGCCGUACACACCAGUACCGGCUUUUUGAAAUCAGUCAACGUUAACAGUCUAUUCGAAGUGAACCCAUUAGAGUCGGUCCAGUUUUCCGGUGUGACGGGCACUGAGAGGAGUGUCGGACACUUAGAUUUCUGGGUAAACGGAGGUAAUGGACAGCCGGGCUGUGAGAAGACCACUGCCAGCUUUUUCCACGAUAUGUUGUUUACCGGAUUAAUGGGUGCGGGUAACCGUGCUGCAUGUUCCCACAUGAGGGCCACUGAGUUGCCCAGCGCUGAGGGCAUAGCCAAAGCUGAACACACGCGGUGCCAAUCGGUGGGCUACGAGUGCAACAGUUACCUAGACUUUCAAAUGGGCAAAUGCGGCGACUGUGGCGUUGACGGCGGACGGUGUAAACUACUUGAAUAUAUGCCCAGCGAGUGGUUGCUCAAUGAUAACAGGGCCAAAACGAUGGACAAAUACCCGACCAACUUAUACUUCCUGACCGACGCCACCGCUCCCUACUGUGUAUUUCACUACCAGAUUGUGUUGGACAUGGCUAAACUGAAAUACGACGGCACACUGUCGGUGACACUGCGGGGCCGUAAGACAAUACAUUUCACAAUCAAUAAGCCGUUGGCAUUCCAGGGUAGGGACCGAUUCACGUAUCUGUACACAGAUGUGAAUCACCUUGGUCGCAUCACGUCGGCCACCAUCAACUUCCGGAAGACAGCGCUCGGCACUUUCAUCAAGGGCACAGUUGUGCUCAAUCCGUUCACAUCGGUGUUGGGUAUAAUGAAACCCGACAUCGAUAUCAAAGCAGUGAACGUCAAUUUUAUGAGUAAUAUAGACCCGGAGUAUGUAUUCCACUAA
Molecule: messenger RNA, 4509 nt
Organism: Medioppia subpectinata
Lineage: Eukaryota; Metazoa; Arthropoda; Arachnida; Sarcoptiformes; Oppiidae
Source: the annotation of a GenBank genome assembly